AUGAAAAGCAUCAUCCUUCGCGAGGCCGUGCUCUCAACCCUUGUGUGGACGGCUGGCGACUUCAUGGCGCAGUUCUACGUGGCGCACCGUGACCCCGCGAAGCGACGCGUAGCAGGAGAGAAACGCGCCGGUGAGAAACUGUCCCCGCAGCAGAUGCUGGCGCUGCUGGAUAUGCCACGGCUGGGACAGGCGGCGGCGUUCGGCCUGCUCUUCUCUCCGCUUGUCGCCGGCUACCACAAGUUCAUUGCCCGCGCUGUCGGCAUGACUUUACGCAAUAUGAAGGCGUCCGUCGCCGCGCUCACGGUGCAGCAGUUUUUCUUGACGCCGCUGGCGCUGCUUGCGUACUAUAACGCCAUCACGGCGGUGCGCGGCGGUUUCGCCGACCCAAGUUUCCUUCGCGCGUAUGAGAAGGAUACUCGCGCGAAACGCCACUACGACGCCAUGUCGGUGGAAUGGCGCAUUCUGCUGGACGUGAUGCCACUCCCGUUCCUUGCGUCGUGGGCCGUCUUUGCGCCGCUCACUCUGCACGCGUACUUCUCCGUGUACCGCUCGCCCGCUGUGCUGCGUGCUCUUUUCCUCCCCCCAUGGGCGGCGUACGUGUCGUACACACAGUCGACGCAGCUGCUUUAA
Trypanosoma grayi is the source of this 630-nucleotide messenger RNA. RefSeq lists its product as hypothetical. Lineage: Eukaryota; Euglenozoa; Kinetoplastea; Trypanosomatida; Trypanosomatidae. The record is from RefSeq and is a predicted model, not a curated record. Bases 1 to 630 code for a protein of 209 amino acids. The transcript has a single exon.